AUGGAUCAAUGCCAGGAUAUUAUUUGCAAGUGUGACAGUAUUCAAAGUGAACUAUGUCAAACACUUACUGUUGCAAUUUGUAGUGUAUAUAAAAGAAUUUUUGAAACAGAAACAAAAUUUUCAGGACCAGCAGUAAUGGGCUUUGACAUACCUACUAUUUCUAAUGUACUGCUUCAAGACUUGCAAUUUCGAUCAUAUUUCUUUUCUCUAGACAAAUUACGAAUUUGGAUUAUGAGCGUAGGAAAAUCUAACAAAUCCAAAUGGAAUUUAGCUGAUAUUGGUUACAAGGCAACUUUCAUAUAUACAUUUAAAAAGCAAAGGUAUGUUUUUGUUCAAGAAUUUGAAGAAGAUGAAUGCACUCUUAUAAUUUAUACAGGAGAAAAUAUAAAACUAUGUUCUUUUACCAAUUGCGAUCUUGAAUCUUUGUGGAAAAAAGUUGGCAUAUUACAACAAUAUAAUGAUAAACUUCUUUUUGGUUUAGAGGAACCUCAAACACAACAUUUUAUUCAAAUUUUAUGUAUACCCAGUUGUACAUUGAAUGAUUGGAAUGAUAGUAAUUUGAUGGAAUCAAUUUUCGCAUAUCAUCUUAAACGCAGGAUUUCAACGUAUGUGAAUAAAUGUGGUUUGGAAGGACGAACACAAAUUUUAUCAAUAAUAGGAGGAAGUUUUACUUAUGAUGAAAUCAAAAAGAAUCUAGAAGUGUCUAAUGAUGCAAUUCGUUAUACUCGUAAGCAUGCACAUUUAUAUGGAGUUGGUGAAAAGGCAUUUAAAAAACCUAUUAUAACGUAUAAAAAUUUUUCUAAAGAAAUACAACAACAACUACAAGCUUUUUUAUUAGAUAAAGCACAUAUUGUUAUGAGUUCCUAUAAAACCGAUCCAGUAACUAAUGAGCCAGUUCAUUAUCUUAAGCAUACCAAAGAAAUAUUGUGA
This is a messenger RNA of Diversispora eburnea, 930 nucleotides long. The record is from the annotation of a GenBank genome assembly. NCBI's taxonomy places the organism in Eukaryota, Fungi, Glomeromycota, Glomeromycetes, Diversisporales, Diversisporaceae.